UUGACAGAUAUGGCAAGAUAUUCCAGUGACUCGGACUCGGACCACAGUAGCAGAUACCGAAGGAAACGAAAUCGAAAGUCAAGGUCUAGCAGCUCAGACAGCAGUGAAUCCUCACCACAUCGAAGGAGAUCCUCAAAACAUUCUAAAACAAAACGUAAACAUCGAUCACACUCAAGAAGUAGAGGAAGAGAUCGAAAUUCAAAGAGCCAUAAAGGAUCCAGGAGCAGUCACUCGAGAGACCGAGAUAAAAGACGUUACCAUUCUAGCACCGGUAGAUCAUACUCUUCGGACCGUACAAGAAGAAAGGCUAGAUCUAUAUCCAGAGAAAAAUCACGAAGUCCUUCCAGCAGUUCACAAUCGAAUCAACCAAAAAUGAAUACAGAGAAAAGCCAAGUCUUAACAACAAAAGAUGAUUUUCCCAUUGAACCACGUUUCAAAGAUAGUGUACUUGAAGAAAUAAACGCUGAAGGUUUCAUUCCUAAGCAGUUCACUUCAUCUGUUACCAAGGAGAGUAAAUUUAAAAAUAUUGUAAUAGACAUUACUUCAGAUACCAUACAAGUUCCACUAGUAUCUAAUGUUGCCAGUGGCCCGGAAAGUAUAUUUCAUACAUCAAUUAUGAUGGAUCAAGAAGCAAGAUUCGAUAAAUGGGUGAAAAAACUCUACACUCUUAGACAGAAAGCUAUAGCUGACUUGACACAUACAAAUAUGACGUAAUUUAAGAUUUAAAAGAUUUAAAAAUUUAGGUUAGCAUUUUGUAAUACACAAAUGAAUAUGAAAAUAUAUCCUGCA
Molecule: messenger RNA, 789 nt
Organism: Trachymyrmex septentrionalis
Lineage: Eukaryota; Metazoa; Arthropoda; Insecta; Hymenoptera; Formicidae
Product: serine/arginine-rich splicing factor 11-like
Exons: 4
Coding region: 10-714 (234 amino acids)
Source: RefSeq, a predicted model, not a curated record